This is a messenger RNA of Spirometra erinaceieuropaei, 6088 nucleotides long. The record is from the annotation of a GenBank genome assembly. Lineage: Eukaryota; Metazoa; Platyhelminthes; Cestoda; Diphyllobothriidea; Diphyllobothriidae.
AUGGCCAUAGACAUUGCCGAGGGCAUGGCCUAUCUGCACAACAAGCGCCUCAUACACCGGGACAUUGCCUGCCGAAACUGUCUGGUCGGCCGGGACCGAGUUGUCAAGAUUGGUGACUUUGGUCUGACCAGGGAGGCCAAAAGCAACAGUCCUGAUGGCUACUACCGAUUUACACGAAACUGUAAGUUCUGGUGAAGUGCUACCUGAGGUGAGGUUAUGAUAUGUAACCCGCCCAUGGGUGGUAGGUGUGAUUCAUAACGAUUUUUUCUGGCAACAGGUCCCGAGUGGGAUUCUGUGAUACGCGGAUUUCGACCUUCACAACCACCACUGGUUUUGAAGUUGCCCUUAUCGGACCCCGAUAUAGGAUUAGGGUGGGUGCUAGGAGUUGGGCUAUUUUUAGAGCUAGAGUUGUCAGGCCUAGGUAGUGGUUUGGAUUUGGGUUUGAGGCUAGGACUGGGGUUUGACGUUAGGGUUUCAGGGUUAGGGUCACCCGUUACAGACAAGGCCACGGUUGGCUUUCGCAAAGUCCAACUAAAGCGCAGAAACCAUAAUCAGCUGGUCGUAAAAGUGCCCAGUUGGGCCGGAUUGAGGUUAUGUGGAGCGACUGGGUGAAAGAGUGACCUCCUGCAUCCGAAGGUAGACGCCUUUACCCAUCUGCACGUUUAAACUUACACAUUUAUGUCUGAUGGCGAGUGAGGCCUUAUUGAAUUGUGGAUAACCUUCACCGGCUUGUGAUCAACCAUGCCAUCAAAUGUCACCUUUACAUGCCCCGCGACGAUUUAUUUGUCAGACCCGGGAACCCACUAAUCUCGUAGCUGUCCUAUUCGGAGGAACUUUACAGUAUCUUCCACCGGUGAACAAACUAGGUAGUUCAAAGUCAGGUAAGCAGGUCGUAACUUAGUGCAGACGUCUCGUUUCUCCGGUUCCAUCACUGCAUUUGGCGACGGCCGAAGCAUUCUCUCUCCCUCCCCACACCACCCCCUCCGACGCUUUCUGUAAUCCAAUUAAGACUGCUUAACACCAUGUGAGGUACUGAUUUGCGCUAUGCACACCCCGUUUCUUAUCGCCCUUUCACAACUCUCCCUCGAAGGUGAACUACCAAUUCGCUGGAUGUCUCCAGAGGCCGUUCAGUUCGGAAUCUUCAGUGUAAAGUCCGACCUCUGGUCCUAUGGCAUCGUGCUGUACGAAAUGAUCACCUUUGGUGUCUUCCCCUAUGAGGGCCUCUGUGAUGUCGAGGUCGUGGAACGUGUCAAGCGGAUGGAAUUCAGCAUCACAGACUUCCUGCCCAUUGCCGCCAAGGAUACACCUGUGUACGUUCUUUUCCGCCUUUUUUCUCCACCUUUGGCUUUCUUUCUUUUGACACGUCUGCCUACCACAUGCCUCCACGCCUCCCACCCUCCGCAAGCUUCUGUAAAGAAGGCUUUUUUGCAUUAAUAACUCUGGUAGUUUGUAAUCGAUAAGGGUCAUCGUGUAACGGACUUAGGUGGCUGCUGGAGAUAGGUUGCGUAAUAACGAUGAGUUGGAGCACAGUAGCCGACCUUCUUAGAGCGCACUCUACGCGUACCACAACACACCGCGCAAGGGCCUCAGGUGGCCAAGCGGUGACACUGCGGCUGUUUCCACCUGGUUUAACUGCCUAGUCGAAAAAGCUGUUUGCAUGUGACACUGUCCUGGGGUUAGCAAAAGUACGAGAUCCCGGUUGAUAAUCUGAGGAAAAUGAAGUGCUCACCGGAUCGAAAGACUUGUUCGGCUGACGUUUCGAAGAGCUGGGCCGGCUCUCCAUUGUCAAGGCGUCUAGUGCAAAAAAUCGAUCACAAUUUCAAAUAGACAGCCGAAUUAGUUGGCCUUGGGCUGAUCGAUUUUUUUCUUUUUUUGCUGCCUUGAUCUACUGGCCGUCGCCUGUGAGUGUUGGUUGCCUCCUAUAUUGUGUGUCGUCACCUCAAUUGAGGUUAGUAGUGUUUGCGUUCCCCUUUUGGGUGAAUUGGUCGACAGGCCGUGUUUGCUCGGUAGUCUUAGGCUCCGUAUGACUGCCUUGUCUUCGUAACGGCGUAUGUAGUGACGUAGGACUUUAUAGGCCGAAGGAAGGUCUGGAUGCCUGUUGAUGGAGUUGGUAUCUGAGUGCCAAGCCUCGAGUGUGAGACGUUCAGUCCUUGAGGUGCCUCUGCCUAAGACGGCUGCUCCUUGAAAAUCAAAACUGUGACCAGUUUCCCCGAUGUGAGCCGCAAGCAGUGAGUUUGCGUCUAGUCUCCGAGUUUCCAUUUUGUGCUCGUGUAGACGGGUCUGAAAUUUCCGUCUGGUUUCCCCAACGUAGUUGCAGUCUCCAUCCUUACAACGUAUUUGAUAGACAACUGCUGAGGUUUCAGUGGGUGGCAGUAUGUCUUUGGGUUGCAUCAAACGGCGACGAAUUGUUGUCUGGGGUCCAUGGGCAAUGCCUACCCUGGCGGGUUGUAACAUUCGUGAAACCGCCUCGGAGACUCCUUUAAUGUAAGGAACAGCCCUCCAGACUUCGGCUUUUUCUUCUUGUGGCCGUCGUCUGUUGACUCGGCGCUUGCUUUGCUUGAUGAAUUAGGUUGGGUAUCCAUUGGUUCGAAAGAGAUCAUGAAGGUGCUGUCGUUCAACUCUUUUGUCGGCUGGUGUGCUGCAGUGUGUUUUAGCUCUUUGGACACAGCUGCGUUUGUGAGCACAACAUUGUCAGUGCUACCGCUAAGUUUACUUGACUGUGUUGGCCAGGGUGACACAUGCGAAGCAAGUCGAAACCACUUACUUUGCUUCCCUUGCGUGUGCCCCCCGAGAUCCUAGCCAUUGUGUACGCGCGCAGGAGUGAAUUUCUACGCUUGAUACGCGCGUCUUUUUUUGCACCUUCAAGGUGGCGUCUGAUUGACAGCUGUUGUCAGCAUCAUUGGCAGCACAGGCCGGAAUCAAUGAACCAGGUUAUCGAGGCGCUGCGGGCAAACAAGGAUUGCAUCAGACCCUUCCUCACCGACGAACCUCCCAAACCCAACACUACCAUUAAUGCGCUGCCCGUGAGUGCCGUGUUUUUUCCUGCAAAUAUCCCUACCCCCUCCCCGUGCUUUACUUCCAAACAUUAGCUCACAAUUGAUGAUCCUUCUCCUCGUCUAUCCCAACCUGUGUUGAUCGCCCGUAUUGUUUGACGGUCCUCUCUGAUUGUUUUUGUAACCUGUGGUUAAGUGUUUUGCAUUCGGACGUGUAAGUAACAAUCGGGAGAUGGCACCCAAAAAAAUCCGUUACCUAGAAAUAAUACCUUUGACAGUGGACUCAAACGCCUUCAGGCUAUAUCAGCGGUUGCAGGCCUACUUUCACGCACUACUUGGACUUUCCGCGACGGCCUAACAUGGGCUGGCCGAACGAACAUCGCAGGAGGUUACAUGGACGAUGGUCGCUGUUACCCAACCUUCCCCAUCGUUACGCACGUAUACCUGAAUAUACGGCAUACAUUCGCAUUAUGGCAGUUUAUUACAAAGCAAAAUCACGUUUAAAUAAGAUAAGUCUGCACAACAGGAACAGUUUCCAGGCAUCUGUUAAAGACAUGGCAUUGAGGCCAAACCAAAGACGAUACUGUACUUCGUCUAUGUGAGCCCACACAGCUCGACCACAUACAGGGCCUCCUUCGUGGAGUUUCCUUUUCAGUCUACCCCAGUAUGCCUCAAUGGGAUUGGUGUGCCGUCCGGUGGUAGGGUCCUUGAAGUUCUUUGAGUGGUUAACAGAGAAAUGUAGAUAACCUUCUGAGGGAGGACGAUUAUACGCCUUCCACUCGUCCGUUACCACUAUACUGCCUUUGGCGACCCAUUUUGUAAUAACGGAAAGGAGAGCGGGCCAAUUUCGAUCAUUCACCUGUUCAAAUAAGGCUUUCCGUCGGCUAGUAUCGUACAUCCCAACCAGCCACCACCCAUAAAACCCCUAUUACUACCUGUCCCGUAAGACAGGCAGCUUUGGUUAGGCGGAUUUUUUCGGUGCCAUCUCCCGAUUGUUACCGGACGUGUACAGUGGCGAGCGGUCAUUAGGGAUGUAAAGGAAAAUGAAUUUAAAUUAUGCACCAGGCGCAUGCAUCCAAACCUAGAUUUUGACUGGUUAUUUUCUUUAGUAGAGGUAGUUGGCACUCAGCGCGUUCCAACAGCAACGGCCUGUGCUCGCUUAUUGUCGGUGUCGACCAAUUCCUUUCGCUUUCACAGUGCCGCACUUGCACGUGACACGCCUUAGACAGGCUUCUACGCCGCGUCAGCGACUGCGCCCGUUUGGCAGAGGCAGACAGUUGACUGGUGCAUAGAAGAAAGAAAGGAGAGCUAUGUCACCGUGAUAAAUUUGACGAGUCGUGACUUGGAAGACCGCCAACUGACGGGCUCAUUCUGUUUUUCCUAGGACUGAGGAUUUCGCUUCAGUGAUUCCCUCCCAGUUUGACUUGCAGAGGCAUUUUCACUCAUGUGAGAUUCGAGCCGCCCUUACCGCGGCCCGGUACGUCUGGAGCAAGGACUAGGGCCAUUUAGCUCCGUCGCCCACUGCGCCCGAAACGGGUGGAGCGAGGUAGAUACCCUAAAAGCCAACUUUGCUAUAAGCAAGUUCACACGAACUCAUCGCUGCUGGACCGGCGUAUUAGAGCAUCAGUGGAUGUUGUCGCUUGUGAAGGUCAAACUGUAACUACGUUUGUUGUCUGGGUGGGCUAGUGACUAUGCUUUCCGGCUGGCCAAUCAGUGGGAGCAAAUUUGCAAAGGCUCAUCUGCGCUGGUGCAAUCGUUCUUUCCUAGUUUCGGGGUUGUGGCUGUUUUUUGGCCUGGAAACUGUUUCUUCUGGUUGCUAAAUCCAGGUACACCCCAAGUGUAGGGCAGGCGACAGACAGGGAUGGCGGAGAGAUCGGUCUUGCUGCGACAAUCAUUGCAGGUACACCGUCUUCCAAGCUAGUUUACCCCCUGGUCGCCAGUUUGGUCAGACCCCUGAAUGUCAUGCCUGACUGGUUAGCAUGCUAUUUGCUGACUCACACACACGGACUUGUUAAGCGAAACUGUUUUGCGGCGUGCUGGUUUCCAGCUGGACGGUAAGGAUGCCGCGUUUGGUUCUGGGCCGCGCAAUUGAAGAUGGUAGACAAAGCCCAUAGCAGAUUAAGCGGUGUGUUCUCGGGAGGGCUGGGUUUGCUCAAACCUAGCGUUUGACUCAGCUUCUUUCUAUCCACGUUAUCUUUUGACUGCCUGAAACUCGGAGAUACAGCUGAUCGUCGUACAUUUAAAGCACGCGAUGGCGGUUAUUUGGUCCUACGACUUGUGUCCGAUUUCUUGCAGGAUUAGAGGCAAGCACAGCAGUAACGUCUGUUUGUGAAAUAAUCCCCCCGCCCCCUGCCUUGUAGUUCCAACCCGGUGCGGGUGCCUGCAUCAUGUCCGAGGCUCCGGUAACCCAGCCUUUGGCGGCCUCCGCGGGUCUCUCCCUCGGUCGCGCCGGCGCCAAUGUGCCCGUGCUGCAUGCGGAACAUGUACAGAACAUUAGCCGUCCCUGGCACGGCGCCGGAAACUUCACGGACCCCGUGCACGUGCGCAGCAGCAGUAGCAGUGGCGGCGGUAGCAGUAACAAUGGCGGCGGCGUCGGUGCUGUCUGUCUACAUGGUGGUGAUACGGGUCCCCUCUGUCUUGGCCCCUCCCAACGUACCUCACAUUCGGGCUCCAGCCUGGGUGUGAUCGUGCGCCAGCCCACCGGUUCGUGGACCUCCGCUCGGGCGGCGGGUCGUCAGGGCAGCUACGCUCUGCCCAGCAAGUUCGGUCCCGCCGUGCCCGCGCAUCACACUCGCAUCAACAGCACUCCCUCAAGCGACAAGGUCGUCAGUCGAGUGGCGGUCAAUGGCGGCCGCGAUUACGGCGUCGGCGCCCUCCACCAACAUCCCUCAGCCAACUUGGGCCUCCGCUCGUCGGCUGACUUUGUGACUGUGGCCGAUGAGGAUGACGUGGAUGACGUGCGCGACUUCCAGGCGAACGUCUCUGAACCCACUUCUCCGCUCUCAGCCAAGGAUGCUGUCUUCCCCACUGCAGCAGCUGCUGCUGCUGCCCCCUGUGCGGACGUGCUCGAUCCUGAUCCUCAGCCACCACCACCA